AUGAGCCCUUUCCUGCUGCUGGCCCUCCUGGGCAUCACCGUGCCCGGAAUGCAGGCCCUGACCUGCUACUGGGCGACACUGAUGUCUGUGAAGAAUGCAUCGGAACUGCCCCUCCAGUGGACGGCUAGCCAGAAGCACUGUGAGGAAGGCUGGAGCUGCCAGGAGGUUCUGAUGCUGAUGGAGAACGGACCCUACGUGUACAUGGUGCUCAUCAAGGGCUGCACCCAGGCAGCUGAUCACGAGGACCUCAUCACCCAGCACAGGGCAGGCCCCGGCCUGUCCAUCGCCUCCUACACCCGGGUGUGCCGGGAGGACUUGUGCAACCACCUGUUCACCAGCCUCCCUCUCUGGGCCCCGCACCCACCCACAGCCCUGGGGUCUGUGCGGUGUCCAGUCUGCUUGUCUGCCCAAAGCUGCCGGUCUGCAGCAGAGCUGACCUGCCCCGCCGAGAGCACGCACUGCUACAGUGGGCACCUUCUGCUCCGUGCUGGUGAGCCGGACCGAGAUCUGAGGAACCGCUCCACCCAUCUGAGAGUCCAGGGGUGCAUGUCCCAAGCAGGCUGCAACCUGCUUAAUGGGACUCAGGAAAUCGGGCCCAUCAGUCUGCAGGAGACCUGUGAUUCUGAAGCUAUGCUCACCUGUCAUCGGGGGAACAUGCUUCGGAUUUCUCAAGACCUGGCUCAGAAACCCGUCACGUGGUCCACGAAUACGAAGCAGCUGUGUAAUCGUGGGGAGGUGUGUCAGGAGACGCUUCUGCUCAUAGAUGUAGGACCCAGAUCGCUCCUGGUGGGGAGCAAAGGCUGCAGCAAGGCCAGGACACAGGAUUCCCAGGCUAUCUCCAUACACUCGGGGCCACCCGGAGUGCUCGUCGCCUCCUUUGCCCGGUUCUGCACUUCCGACAGGUGCAACUCGGCUGCCAGCAGCAGUGUCCUGUUGAACUCCCUCCCUCGUCCAGCUGUCCCUGCACCAGGAGACCUGCAAUGUCCCACCUGUCUGUCCGUCUUUGGAUCCUGCACACAAAACUCUGAUACUGUGAUGUGUCCUAAGGGCACCAGUCACUGUUACCAGGGUCACAUUGCUCUCAGGGGAGGUGGGCUGAGCUCCCCAGUGGGCAUCCAGGGCUGCAUGGCCCAACCUUCCAGCUCCUUAUUGAACGGUACCCAGAAUAUUGGGGUCUUUUCUGUGAUUGAGGACUGUGAUGAGGUUAUGGUGCCAGAUAGAGCUGCCCCUACCCUAGUGCCAGAUGGAGCUGCCCCUGCCCCCUACCUGGCUUGGGUGGCAGGGCUGGGACUAUCCCUAGCCCUUUGGUGUGGGGCACCCUCCCUGCUGACCCCAUUUCCCCAUGAUUCUUAG
This is a messenger RNA of Globicephala melas (long-finned pilot whale), 1353 nucleotides long. RefSeq names its product CD177 molecule (gene CD177). The record is from RefSeq and is a predicted model, not a curated record. Lineage: Eukaryota; Metazoa; Chordata; Mammalia; Artiodactyla; Delphinidae. Gene Ontology annotation, biological process: cell-cell junction maintenance; leukocyte cell-cell adhesion; regulation of integrin-mediated signaling pathway. Gene Ontology annotation, cellular component: plasma membrane raft; plasma membrane.